AUGGCUCAGCUCCCCUCGUCCCCCCAGCCCGCCCGGCGGACAUUCGAUUCACUCAAGAAACACUCCUCCUCGACCUCCCACAAGACCCUCUUCGGAACGGCCGCGCCCAGCCAUUCCUUCGAUUCCCCGCUGGCCCAUCCCUCCCCCGCACUAAGCCCGGCCUCGGCCCACCCCGCCGAUCGAUCCGCCUCCCGUCGAUCAAACUCUUCCAGCCAGUCCAACCCAUUCCUAUCAUCAUCCUCAUCCCAGACCCCCCCAGCCACCUGGGCCGUCUCGGGCAAGCUCGUCAGGAAAAAGGCUAGCGGUCUGUUUCGUGAGGCUGCACGCAGCUGGGGCCGAUCGAAGAGCAAGGAGGUCCUGAGCUUCGGCCUAGGCGUCCUGAUCGGCAACCAAGAUGCACAAGCCGCUAACCCACCACCCCCAACACCCCCACCACUACCCGCCAACCCAUCCAUCCCCCCAGCCGCACCACCAGCCACCACUACCGACCACCACCACCACCACCAAGACCCCGCCACCCCCAACCAAGCCCCCUCGAGUGGGACAGCAACCAUACCUAGCUCGGCCGGAACGAUCGGCAAGGGCCCAAAGAAACGCAUCUCGUUUCACAGCUCCAAGAAGGUCAAGGGAAAACCUAAGGAUAACAACGCCAAGAUCAUCAAACGUCGCUCUGAAAUCGGCUUCGGGGACUGGGCUGACACCCUGAAUACUGCAGUUGACUCUUCAUCCCCCCAGUCUCAGCCGCACACCGAACCUAGCGAGAUCCCCGCCUCAUCAUCAGUCAUCCACCCUCAAUCCCACACACCCCUCCUAUCCACUCAUCCCUCCUCCAACCAUCUGUCCUCUCACCCAUCUGCCCCCAUGGCUCUUUCACACCGCCGCAGAGAGCGUUCGGCUAAUCUGACCAAGCAAUCCGGUGUUCUCACAUCAUCCUUGGAGAUUGAAGCUGCUCCGUCUGCCCUCAGCUCGCGCGUACCUCGCUCCACUUUCCCCCACGCACACCGCUCCCCACGCUCCCCUCGUCGGUUCUAUAACACCCGAGCCGCUGUCCAUCGAUCUCAAUCCCAAAACCUGCCCUCUCAAUUCCUGUCGAUAGGAGAAACCAGUACUCCACAAGCUCAGUUCACGCUCAACGGGCAUACUCAAAAUCCACUGCUACCAAACCCGACCACGUCUUCUCUCUUCCAACGUUCAAUCAGCCCGAUUAACCAGUUCGACGAUGAUUUCGACGUCGAAUCACCUAUCGCUUCAAAAGCCCUCGGUCGCGCAUCCUUCGUCCCUCCCCGACUGCGAUCUGUCAGCUCGGCUCGGGCCAACCUUUUUGGAGCCAUGCCUAACAAGAGUGGUGGCCUCGAACCCUCCUCGUAUUCAACUCCGGCCGCCAAUUCAUCCACUCCUCACGUUGCUCAGCCAAAUCACCCGCUCUCACAGUGGCUCAACGGGUCUCAAGUCGAUCCUGCGCCCCCAAAUAGUAUCCCACGGUCAAGGCAACGUACAGUCAGUGCCACCUUACAAGAACACUCAAGUCGACUCAACCCCAAGCAUCUUACCACUCUGGCGGAGGAUGGAUGCGAUUCCGACCCUGAAACUGGCAAGUCUGGCUUUGGCUCGAGCCCCUCUCAAAGCCCUCCCCUGGAUACGAUUGAUUCCAAUGGAGUUCGAACGCGUUCGUCGUCAUCGAGCCAGAAAACCGGCUUCCAGGACUCGCGGGCUCAUCCAAAUGACCGAUGGGUCAUGCCCCGAAUAGAAGGUCUUGAUAUGACCCCCCGACGACGUAGUCUCGAUGGAUCACUGGAUGAUAGUGAUCCGGACGAAAAGGGGGGCCUGGCCUUAUCCAGCAAACCUUCUAGUCGAACGAGCAUCGCAUCCAGUCUGACCACUCACGAGUCAGAGAACCCCGGCUGCGGUGCUUCUGAUUGUUCGCUCAAGCCUUUCAGCGCGGCAUUCGACGGUUUUGGUGCUCUCCCCCCUCCCGAAUCUCCAUUCCCCGGACCCCAUCGUAUCAAGCGUGGCGGCAUUCCUCCUGCCAGUCCAAACAACCUCAAGCGGCAUGUUGAUGGUGAGCUGGUCAGCUGUACGUCGCAGCCCACGCUCUACCGUCACCGCACCAGUGGACCAGCACCCCCCUUAUCGUUUCCUAACCUACGCACGAAGAAUGAUCCCUUUGAGCCGGUUAACCCUCAACGGCACUCGUGGGGUCUUCAAUCCAACAACCCAAGUGAAGAUGACGAAGAUGAUCUCGGCCAGGUAGCUCAUCGCGAACGUGAUGGCCACAAUGGCUCUCAUGAAUCUCACGAAGCCAUGAGUAAUCUGAGUGUCCCAGCCUUAACGGACUCCAGUUCGCUUGCUUCUAGCCUUGCCUCGUCAAGUCAGAGUAACAACCCAUAUGCUAUUCGCCCCCCGGUUGACGGCCCCGCCCUAAUCUCCAGCUGGGACAAAUCGCCUGCAGAGACAGGCCGAGAAGCUAAACGGCGAAGUCUUCCGACGGAUGUCAGUCGGGCAGCCGGUCAUCACUUGACACCCGCCCCACCACCCUUGCCAAUAGGGCUUAGUUCUACCCCUAUAUCGGUCAAGCAUUCACUUGUCCAACACCCCUCUCUCCGGCCUUUAAUUCAAUCAGCCAAUUCCUCCUUUCAGGAAGCCGAAUGCUCUUUCCAGAACGUCAAACCUAACGCCUCAGCCUUCCUUUCUUCUGGGAUGAUAAGCAAGAAAACUGUUGCCCGCGACCGAAGGGAGAAUAGUCUCAGCAACUCCAGCGCUCUCUUCAAGUAUGCCCUCUCGAACGUCAACGACCCCAAUGCAUCGAUCGGCGGCGAGAGUAUCUGUAACGUAUCUGUCGAGGCUUCUAUCGCUGUCAAAUCCAUGUGUGAAGCAUUAGGUGGACCUCGGGUGAUUGUGGCUGCUAAGCGCGAGGAUGAGCAUCAGAGUCGCUUGUCGGAACAAUACGAGCAAAGCAUUUCGAUGCAAAGCGGCAAUCAAUCCUUUAGCCCCAACCAGAGCUCGUUGGGAAUCGUUCUGCCUGAAUGUCUCCGCCAACCAUCCGUCUCGUCCUUGAGGAUGCCAGACACACCGAUGAAAAAGCCCGCUGUCUUACACAAGUCGCAUCCUCACAUUAACAAGCCUUUCAUGCCCUCCGGCCUGAGGAAGCUAUCCAGUUCUUAUUCCCCCUCCAUUGGCGGUUCACCUGUUGAUGAUUCGCCAACUUCUCGCGGUCACCACUUUUCCAUCGAUGAGUCGCCGAUACCCCAAUUCCAUUCACAAUUCCCACGGGAUCCCCUCUGUCUGGCUGCCCAGAAUGACACAACGCCUGACGCCGGUUCAUCGAGCUGGGUAAAUCUUAAUGACGUUGAUCCAUCCCCUUCACUUUCCCGCGCAAACACGAGCGGUCAAGUCCCCUCUGGUUUGGAAUCGCUCGUCAGGCAAUCUCCCAUCUAUCGGCGCCGAAGCAGCGAUGGUGUCCUGAGUAACCACAGUGGAAACGGGAAUCUCAGCAGGGCCUCCGGAUCCCGACAAAGUAACCCCUUUGAUGAUCCAGGCACGCCGACCAAACCCACCACGUCAUGGUUGAAACGAGCGCAACUUCUCGCCUCACCAGGAAACUCGAUUUCCUCGGUCACCAGCUCGCCCAGUAUGCAUCAUCACUCACAUACCGACCGACUCAGCACAAAUAACAGCAGCGCUGAACACUUGCUUGAUCCGCAAGUCACUCCUAACCGCCAAGGAGGCCGUUCGUAUACCCCUUUCGCCCUUUCCCCCAUGCUCGGUACGGAUUUUAGGCAAGGCUCCCGCUCCCACCUGACCCCCGGCCCCGAAAACUCAGCUUCACCGCCCCCGCGCCGACCUUCAUUCAACAAGCGACAUUCAAGUCCAAUGAUUGAUGAUUACCAGCUCAGAACUAGCAGUCAUCUAUUCGGCCAAACUUUCUCGCGGCGUCUACGCUACGACGCUGAGUUUGAUGAGCUGGAAACGAUUGGCAAAGGAGAGUUUGGCGAGGUUUUCAAAGUCCGUCAGAACUCGACAGGAAAAGUUUUUGCCAUCAAACGGCCGACACGACCUGCCAAUGGGCCCAAAGCUCUUGCACGGCAAUACGAGGAAGUCGACAUCCUAAGGCGGCUCACCCAAGGACCAACUCGCUCUGCCCACAUCAUCCAACUUCACGCUGCCUGGGAAGAAGACAGUCGCUGGAAUAUCCAGACCGAGUUUUGCGAGAAUGGGACGCUCGAACAUUUCCUAGGACUCAUAGCCGGCUUUCAAGAUCGGGUAGACGAAGAGCGUAUUUGGAAAAUCACCGCUGAGCUAGCUCAGGCUGUUGCCUUCAUGCACUCCUCUGGCGUCCUCCAUCUCGACAUCAAGCCUGCCAACAUCUUCAUCACUGCUCACGGUGGCUUGAAAGUCGGUGACUUUGGCCUAGCUCGAAGGUGGCCAAGAGUCAAUCCUAGCGAGGUUCGCGAGUGUGGAUUGAUGAACGGUCGCCAUAAAGUGUUCCAGCACGUACCGAUAAAUCCCUCCGAACACGACGACAGCAUUAUUCCCUCCCGAUUUCUGCGGUAUGAAGACGUCAGUGACACUGAUGCGAAGCAAAUGAUGCGCUUCAAAAGCUGCGGUCGUUUCGUUGGGUUCGACCUCGAACGUGAAGGCGACCGCGAAUACAUUGCCCCGGAAAUCUUGAGCGGACGUUAUGGCGAGGAGGCGGACGUGUUUUCAGUGGGUCUGAUUGCGCUUGAGAUCGCAACGAACGUGGUGCUACCUGACAAUGGCGACGAGUGGCGCAGUCUGAGAUCGAGCGACUUCAGUCGGACUGAUCUCAGUCACCUGAGCUCGGAGCUCGUUCUUCUAAUCAAGCGAAUGAUGGACAAAUGUCCAGACCGUCGGAUCACCUCCUCUGAACUUACGCGGCACCCGGUCAUUGCCAAACUAAAAAUCCUGAGGGAUGCUGGUCUCGCUCAAGAGAACCAAGGUAUCGAUGGAACGGUGGAAUACGAGGAGACGGAGGUGUUGGAUGUCCAAGCCGACCCAGCUGGUGACAUUCUUAUGGCACCAGGUGAUGACUCGCCCGAUUUUUCAGUUGAACAAAUCAAGCCUCUCCGACCGGUCCCUCCUCCGGAUCGCAUUUGGCGGACGGCUCGUGGAGCAGUCCUGCCCGAGGCCGAGGGCUUUCUGCCGUUCAUCCUCACUGGCCAGAGUACCCCUUCAAGGUUCAAGAACUCUGUUUCAUCGUCCUUCAACAACCGCAACUUCAAAACCACCCCUUGUCAGCUGUCUGCCCGAGGACCAGAAACGUCCAAUGACCAGAUGGAAAUCGAUGCUUGA
This is a messenger RNA of Puccinia triticina, 5310 nucleotides long. RefSeq lists its product as uncharacterized. The record is from RefSeq and is a predicted model, not a curated record. Gene Ontology annotation, molecular function: protein kinase activity; ATP binding. Gene Ontology annotation, biological process: protein phosphorylation. The transcript has 5 exons. The coding region runs from base 1 to 5310 and encodes 1769 amino acids. Lineage: Eukaryota; Fungi; Basidiomycota; Pucciniomycetes; Pucciniales; Pucciniaceae.